This is a messenger RNA of Spodoptera litura, 530 nucleotides long. RefSeq names its product DNA-directed RNA polymerase II subunit RPB11 (gene Rpb11). NCBI's taxonomy places the organism in Eukaryota, Metazoa, Arthropoda, Insecta, Lepidoptera, Noctuidae. Gene Ontology annotation, biological process: transcription by RNA polymerase II. The record is from RefSeq and is a predicted model, not a curated record. Gene Ontology annotation, cellular component: RNA polymerase II, core complex. Gene Ontology annotation, molecular function: protein dimerization activity; DNA binding.
UGUCACCAAUGAUUGUUUUACUUGUAUCGUGUGCUUGCAAGUUGUAAACUUAGUUUGAUUGUGAUUUUUAAAUAGAAAAUUGUAGAAAUAAGCUGUUAAAAUGAAUGCCCCACCAACAUUCGAAUCAUUUCUUUUAUACGAUGGAGAAAAAAAGGUCCAGAAGGAAGAAGACACAAAGGUGACAAAUGCAGCUAUAUUUACGGUAAACAAGGAAGAUCAUACACUUGGAAACAUGAUCAGGCAUCAACUCCUAAAGGACCCAAAGGUCUUAUUUGCGGGAUACAAGGUACCUCAUCCUCUGGAACAUAAGUUUGUGUUGCGCAUCCAAACAACUUCUGACUACACUCCCCAGGAAGCUUUCAUGAAUGCUAUUACAGACUUAACCUCUGAACUAUCACUGUUUGAAGAAAGAUUUAAGGAAGCCAUAAAGGAGAAGAAAGAAGGAUUAGAUUAAAUUCAUUUAUAAGUUUUAGAUAAGAUUUCGAAUAAGUAAUAUUUGUAAUAAUGAAAUAAAAUAUUAAAUAAUAAAA